AUGUCGUUUUUCGGAUUUGAUGCGACGCUUCCGGAUGGGCGCCCACCGCCGCUGGCGUCGAGGGGUAUUUUUGAAACCCCAGAUCCUUUCGCUGAAGUCGCCCGCGCCACCGCCCAUGGAGACGACGUCAUAGAUUUUGAAGAUACUUAUGACGGACUGGGAGAUCGGCUUGACGACGCCCAGGAUGCUUUCAACGAUGACACCUUCGGCGCCGCUGCCGGCGAUGAGGGAGCGCCUGUGGGAAAAGAUUUUGACUUUUUUGGCAACACAGCUCAAAUGACAAACGUCCUUGGUGAAGAGCAAGUCAUAUACAACCUGAAGCACCAUACAGAACAGCCCGUAUCGUUCACGAAGGCUGCCGAGCCCUCAAAGCCCAAAAGAACGGGAUAUGAACCAUAUCAGGAUCCUGGAUAUAUCCCGGAGAUUCAAGCAAAAUCAAGCGUAUGGGGUACUGGGAUUACGCAAAAGCAAAGGCCAGUCGACCAAACAAAAGGGGCCGCCCCAGCGAGGAAGGUGAUGAGCCUGGAAGAAGUUGAAGCUCAAAUGCGUGCCCAAACCCACAAAUCGGAACCGAAGGCAGAGCAGCCUUCUGCUUUGCCAAUUCCCUCUGCAAUUCCUCCUCCAAUUCCUCCCAAUAUACGAUAUCAUGACCAGCCCUUUCCACCGCCUGAGGCUUUUCACCAUCUCCCUCACAAGGACUUUGCCCCCUUGGAUCAACGUCAACACCACCCACCUGUUCGGGAUGCGCACUUGCCGCAAAAUUUCCAGCAAGCCCCGCCUCGGCCCUUUCCAGAGCCGCCUUUGAUACCAAAUGUUCCCCCUCAAAUGCUGCAUCACAACCGUCCACCGAAUAUUCCACCCCACAUACCAAUUGGGCCUCAAAUUCAGAACCACUUCCCCCAGCUCCAACCACCUCUUCCUGCACCUCCUUCUUCUCUUGCUACUGCCCAUCUUCAAUUCCCGAAGCUGUCGGAGGAACAGCGUAAUGCGCUGUUGGCAGAGGACGCGAAACGUGCUAAACGAAAUCAUAAAAUCCAUCUUUUGUCCAAAGGGAAUGGCCUCAUGACCCCACAAGAUAAGAACUUUAUUACCCGGAUACAGCUACAACAGCUUGUGUCAGCAAGUGGGAAUACGGAAGAAUCGGAUGCUGACGUUCUUUUGUCAGAGGAUUUCUACUACCAGGUGUAUAGCCAGAUUCGUGGCGCUCCGCGACAGCAUCCCCGACAGCCUCUGGGUCAUUUUGCUCAAACCUACCUUUUUCAAACUGGAAACCGAACUGGGGGUAUGGGCCGCCGGCAAUACCAGAAUGCGGAUAACCACAUGCAACGGAUGCAGCAACAAGUGCAACGUGCAGUCGAAGCGGCAAAGUUGAGGCCAAAGAACAAGCAGCUGAUAAUCGAGGGAAGUUUAGGGAAAAUCUCGUUUAGCAAUGCGAAAACACCAAGGACAUUGCUUAACAUCAAACGUCCAGACAGCGCCGACGGCCAAAAGCCUGCAAAUGCUAAGAAGGACACCCAAACCCGCCUGAGCCCCAGCGAUCGGAAAUCGAUUCUAAAUAAUAUUGAAAAGGCAUAUGAUACCUUGAUGAGAAUGGAAGAUCAUGAACGAAAAAUGCCGCCACCACCGGAUGCCGAAGACGCAGAGGCAGUAGAAAAACACAUGGAAUGGAGGAAAAGGAUGGGCGAUCUGAACCGAAAGCUUUGGGUUGACAUGAAAGUCCACGAACCAAUUUUCCCCGGAUCUCAAACACCCCACCCUUUUAUCGCACUCUUGUCAUACCCGAAAGGAAAGAAAGUCAUCCCCCGUAUUUUCCGUCACAUGGAGCAAGAACAGCGUGUCACAAUUUUGACGAUGAUUAUUGUGCACCUAGAUGUUUUAGAUGUCGUUCAACGAGCACAACUGCAGCCCGGAGAAACUCAGCCUCCUGGCCCCGUCCGUGAAGAAAUUGAUUUGUUUUCACAGACCGUGAUGCCAAGCUUACUGGGAUACGUCAAUGAGGCACCCUUAAAGAUCAUCAUUGGUCUUCUUGGCCUUGUCAUUUACCGGACAAAUAUUCACGCGGUUUCUCGAACACGGGUUGGACUUGGUGUUCUGACAAUGCUACUAAGCCGUGCUGAGUUAGUCAAAGAGGCAGGGACUGUCGAUAAUGAAGAGUGGCAACAAUGGACAGACCUCUAUAACCAACUCUUUGACCGCCUCGAACCAAUUUUGAGUGAUAUUUUUCCUGGAAGCAUCAACAGCGGUGAUGACAUGUAUGUGUGGCAAUUUCUUGCCGCCGUUGGUCUUGGGGCUAGUCCGGAACAACAACAACGGCUGGUCAUUGCUGUAAAAAACCGAGUAUUAGAAACUGUUGCACAGAGUAAGACUCUGCCCGCUGACAUGGCAAGCCAGCGACUUGGAAAUGUUAAUUUGUUUAUGCGUGCAAUCGGCCUUGACGUCGAACUAUUGGGCUAA
Molecule: messenger RNA, 2454 nt
Organism: Ophidiomyces ophidiicola
Lineage: Eukaryota; Fungi; Ascomycota; Eurotiomycetes; Onygenales; Onygenaceae
Gene: PAT1
Product: DNA topoisomerase 2-associated protein pat1
Exons: 3
Coding region: 1-2454 (817 amino acids)
Biological process (GO): deadenylation-dependent decapping of nuclear-transcribed mRNA; P-body assembly
Cellular component (GO): P-body
Molecular function (GO): RNA binding
Source: RefSeq, a predicted model, not a curated record